AUGCUACAACACAGACAAUUGUUGGGCAGGAGACUCUUCAGCUCCUUUCCAGCCUUACUCAAUGUAUCAAAACCACCUACGCUUCAGCCAACUUUUGACGUCGACAAAAUAAAAGAUCUUCCUUUUAAUGACAAGAUCUCACUUCAAUGGAAACAACUAAUCCCUUACAAGAUCAAACUCAAUAAAGAAGAGACGCCUGUACUUUUCCUUCAUGGUUUAUUUGGAUCGAAACUAAGUUUCAACAAAGUAGGCCGGUUGUUUAGCGAAGUAACCAAAGUCCCCACCUUUGCUGUUGAUAUGCGAAAUCAUGGUGAGUCACCUCACGUUUUACCAUUUUCCAACGAACAAAUGGCCCGUGAUGUGUACGAAUUCAUCAAGGAACGCAAAUGGGAUAAAUGCAUACUUGUUGGCCAUUCAAUGGGGGCUAAAGUCGCCAUGUUGGUAAGUCUAUUGUAUCCGGAAUUAAUAUCGAAAUUAGUCAUCAUGGACAACACUCCGCACCCAAUGGUACUAGAACCUCAUUAUAGAUUGGAUCUAUUGGGCAUGUGUGAAGUUGAAGCACAUGCAGAACUAUACAAAAAGGGGUCUAAUGGAAGAAGAGUCACUGAAGUUAAACCAAUUAGCAAAUUUCUAACUAAAUAUGAAAAGAGCCCUCUUGUUCGACUGUUGUUAAUGAGUAACCUACUUUUAACUCAUAAAGAUAUAGCAAAUCCAAAUAUUAAAGAUCGUUCCAAGGAAGUGUUUAGAGUCCCCGUGAUGAAUUUCUGGAAACACGAUAUUAUUAAGGCUGUUGAAGCAUGGGCUGAUUUGCCAGGAGAUGUCGAAAAAUUCCCUCGUCCAACAUUGGUGAUGUAUGGUAACAAAUCGCCAUUUGUGAAACGAGAAUAUUUCCCAAUAUUUGAACAAUACUUUGCCGAUGUAAAAUAUGAAGAAUUUGAUUCGGGUCAUUGGAUCUCACAUGAUCAACCGGGUGAGUUUGUUAAUGAGUUGAUAAAGUUUGUUUCACCACCUUGGGAGCGGAAAGAGAACCCCAACCAAUUGGAAAAUGCAAAGCCAAAGAAGAAACCUAGACCACCCAGGGCGAAACCAUUCUAG
Molecule: messenger RNA, 1095 nt
Organism: Lodderomyces margitis
Lineage: Eukaryota; Fungi; Ascomycota; Pichiomycetes; Serinales; Debaryomycetaceae
Product: putative hydrolase
Exons: 1
Coding region: 1-1095 (364 amino acids)
Cellular component (GO): mitochondrion
Source: RefSeq, a predicted model, not a curated record